Messenger RNA from Gigantopelta aegis, 3074 nucleotides. RefSeq lists its product as uncharacterized. The coding region runs from base 826 to 2469 and encodes 547 amino acids. The record is from RefSeq and is a predicted model, not a curated record. Lineage: Eukaryota; Metazoa; Mollusca; Gastropoda; Neomphalida; Peltospiridae. The transcript has 3 exons.
UUGGGACAAGACAGUAAAGAGUUUCAUGAGCACGGACUCGGCAGAUAAAUUGUAGUUUUAAAGGCGCCGGGUGCAGUUCAUAAAUAGAGGACCAUAAUUAUGGCUUCCCAUUAUCGCAGCAGUCUAGAGUGACCGGGUAUUGUGGAAAUAACCGUUAUUCUCCGAGGAAGCUUUGUGGCCGAGCCACGUAACGGAUUCACACCAGCGAAAGUUAUUGGUGUAUUUGGACACGGAGUGAACACAACGGGACGGGAGACGUCUUACAAAUCGUCACAAAGCGGAACUUUUAGUGUCGUCUGCUCUUUGUCGAACUGGGUUAAACAGACUGAUAAAAAUGCGAUCACCGCAUAGACACGGAACGAUUUAACGGGUUUAUAGGCCUAUCUCCCAAAUGAAAAGAGUCGAGGUAUGGAAAAAAAAGAAAGAAAGACGUCAUGUAGCAGAAGACGUUACGAAGUGACACAACUGGCCUCUGUGGGAGAGUCUUUGUCAAAGGCAAAUCGUUUCUGAUGGAACGGGGUGGCCUCGGCUUUGUGUGUCAAAUGAGCGUGAUCAAAAUGGGUUCUAAAGACGAAACCAGAAGUACUGUAAAAAAAUUACCUAGUUAACUCUUAUCAUUUUAAACAUUUAAAACUCAAAACCAAAAGGAAAAAAAAAGAAAAGAAGAGAAGAUAAAAAUGUAUUAUGAACUUACAUAAUAUUAAUUCCGUUAUGGCACAGAAAAAAAGUGUUAGAGUCUUUACGGAGAAUACUCGGAUAAACUGAACGAUAGACAUUUUUUAAAAGUUAAUCAGAGAGGAAUUGCAGUCGGGAAAUAUUUUAAUCAUGUCUGCUUCGACGAAUUCGUCUUCGACACUAUCCGAAGAUGAUCGAAGAAAGUCUAUUCAGUUUGACAGAACGUGGGCUGCAGAAAAAUUGCAGCUCCGACUCCUCAUGCUGGAUGAGAAGUACCGCAGUGAGGUUAUGUACCAGCAGGUGGACGCAUUCGAGGACAAGGUUCUUCUCAGCAGCAGCAACUACAAGGUGGAAACCAUGAAAAACAUGAUCGAAACUCUCUCAAAACGUUUCCAACCGUGGCUAAAGAUCGACUCUGUCGCCAGUCUUCGCAGAGCUCUGGAAAAGGACGAAAAGAAACGUGACCCCAGCGACACGUGCAUCAAAUAUUUCCACUGGUUCUUUCAGUACUUGGAUUACUUACGUGAGCUGAAUAGUAAUUUCGUUGAGCGGAUUUUCCACCCGUUGUUUAAGUACUUCUACGAAGGCGGGUUUUUCGGAGAUCACAGGAGGGGUUCGACUUCGUCGCUCUCUAAAUUCUCCAGCCAUUUUUCGUUAGACACUCCAAGCAGCAGUCAGACGUGGGACAGUAACAAUUCCGAGGAACUGGACGACGACGCUGUAUGCCUUGCCCGUCAAAAGAUGCAGUCAAAGACAGCUUUGAUGCUCCUCAGCAAAGAGUUUGCCGAUAUUAAGACCCUCUAUGACACCAGCGAGGUGGACAAACUGGCGACCCGCCUGUCCUUUGUUAAAGAGCAGCUGGACUACCUCUUGGAUCUGGAAGAUUCCAUUGACCCAGAUUUCUUGUCUCAGGAUAGUGAACGGUUUGUGCAGGAUCUAGACAACGACGAGCCUCUUGGACACUUGCUUCGGCUGGUUCCGGACAUUUUGUGCAAAUUCCAGAAAGCGGCGUGGCUGGCUCGGCGCUGGCUGCAGCUGGAUGACACGAGGACCAAGGACCUGAACCUGAAGCUGCAGAAGAUCCUUUCUCUGGAGGAACAUAUUACUCGCCGUCUUUCGUUACUGGAGACUAGGAUACGAACCCACGAGACGGAGCUGGAUACGGGUCUGGGAGAACUCCAGCAUCUUCUUAAGAGAGAGGAGCGUUCUAGUGACCUGAACAUGAAUCUGUUAGACCUUGACGGUAGGCUGAGCCACCUCCACAAGCAGCUCGAGCUUCUGCGGAAAGACAGAGAUCGCUUGACGGACCAGGUGGUGGUCGCGAUCAAGGAAAAGAACAAGAAGAAAUAUGAUUCGCUGAAGGUCUUGUUUCAGGCAAAUCGUCUGCAGCGGUACAUGGUCGAGCGUCAACUCGCUACCUUCGAAUACCAGAGAGAUGUUGCAGAAGGUGACUACAAAGUCGAGGUGGGACUGAAACCCACGCUUAUUCACCAUACCAACAGCUUGCAGGAUGAGUGUGAACAGUUAGAAAGUAUCCUGAGCAAAGAACGAAACGAGAAACACACGCUAAAAAUGGCGCUUAUUCCAAUCGUCGAAGAUCGGAAGCAGCUUUCCGAAAGACUGAAAGAAAAGAGGCAGUCGGAACCGGUCAACAAUUUGAAAGUGGCUCAGUACUUGGGCAGUUCGAGACCAAAGGGACAAGCUCAGUUUAUUCGGACUUACAGCGAGAAACCAACGGUAGCAACACAUCUUCGGAGCUACUCGGAAACGAACGAUAAUGAUAGGCAGUCGUAAAUGAUAUAUUUGAAUACUAUUAUUUAUAAUGUGCUGAAUAGAACGAGGACGCAACUGCUCAAACGAUUCAAAUAUAACGGUACAUUUUCGGCUGGUGUGAUACAGAUGAUUUUAGUUUCAAAUUAAUGGAGAUGUUUUACUCCAUUGACAAAAUUAUCUGUUGCUAAAACAAAAAACAAACACCAUUAUUUCAUGCUAAAUCGUAUGCAGUUUGUUUCAUUAUCUUGUGCUAUUUGGAUAUACCAAUACUGGAUACGAAUCAAGACCAGAAAUGUUCACGUGUUUUGUGCAACAACUCACUGUACGCACAGUGGGUUAUCGCGUGGAACUGAAGUGCGAGGGGGUGGGGGGGGGGGGGGGGCGGGUGAAGGGGUAAAUUUCUGUGCCUGUUGAAAUUCACAUGACAGUGCCAUAGCCUGGUUAUCAGAAUGUAGGAGACAUAUUAAAACUGCGGAAGGCACAUUUUAUAAAAGUGUAAAUAUAUUGAACAUUAAAUCAGGUAAUUUGUUAUGGACUGUGAAAAAAAUUAAUUUAUAAUUUAAAAAAUUUCAAAUAAUGUUUUUUGUUAAAUUUUACCUAGAUGCAUUUAGAAUAAAGGUUAUAUU